Messenger RNA from Lizanozyma spartinae, 738 nucleotides. RefSeq lists its product as uncharacterized. Lineage: Eukaryota; Fungi; Ascomycota; Pichiomycetes; Serinales; Debaryomycetaceae. The transcript has 3 exons. The coding region runs from base 1 to 738 and encodes 245 amino acids. The record is from RefSeq and is a predicted model, not a curated record.
AUGAUAAGUACUGAGUUAAUCUUUUUAGUUUUUGAAAUGCCUGACAAACCUCCUAAGGAUAUCCCACCAAAACCAUUUCCCCACGAUGUUAACGUGAUUGCUGUUGAAACUCUCAAGCCAGACACGCCUGGAGAGGUGGUAUCACGUGAAUGUACUCCAGGAAGUAUGACCCAUGGUCACAAGGCAUAUUCUCCUAGAACCGAACAUGAAAACAGCAUGAUUGUGUUGUCACGUCAAAUGCAAAUGAUGCAAAUUGCAAUGCAAGAACAGCGUAAUAAAAUUGCUGAUCAAGAUAUUUUGUUAAGUAAACUUCAACUGCAAUAUGAAAACAAACAAGAUUCUGGAUCAAAGCACAAGUUCACGAGCGAAAAAUCGCCAAUUCCAGUAGUCGAGGAAGUUAUGAAGGGUGACCGUGUAACCGAUUUCGCAGAAAGCAAUACCAAAGGGGCGAUUGACCCACAAUCCCAAACUAUUGGUAAACUCUCUGGUCAAGAAAUGUUUGAUCAAUUAAAUUAUAAUGAGAAGAAGGAGGCAGAAUUAUUGGCUAGACCAAUUAUUGAUCAAUCUAUACGUUCGUUUGAAUCAUUCCCACGUUAUCUGUCAGAUUAUAGUAUUAAGAAAAAGUACAUUGAAUACUUUGAAGAUUUUGAAGCUACAAAUAAUGGGUUCUCCUUAUUAUUAAGAUCUGACGAGAUGAAAUUUGAUUAUAAUAGAAUAAGCAAUGCUAAGGUCUGUUGA